AAUUAAUGGAGAAUUUAAACAAUUAGGAGAUACGAUGUGCCCAAUUAAUAUUUGUAAAAUGCGUCUUAUACGCGUAGAUUAUGGCACUACAAAAGAAGAAUUAUUUGAUUUCGAUUCAAACGGCACUUUUAAAAAAACAGAUAGUUGCGGAGGAUGUGUUUUGCAGGCUUUUGCUGAUUAUUAUAACAUUGAAAUAACAAAUGAAGAUUACUUUAGUAAUUAUAAUUGGUACAACACUAUUCAAGCCGUGGAUAACGGUUUCGUUGACAUAAUUUUUGGACCAACUUUACCAACACAUAACUUAGUUUCUCAUUUAGAUAAAGGAGCAGCUUACACCUAUGAAGAAUUUAUUUUUAUCGAUACGAUACCAAAAGCAAUCCCAACGUUAUUUGUUCUGAUUACACCACUAAAGAUAGAAGUAUGGAUAUGCUUUACUGGAGUAGUUAUUUUAUUCAGCGUAUUUAUUAAACUACUCAAUAAUUUUCAAACAAAUCGCAAGGCAUCUCAAAGACUCGAUUGCUUAGACCAUUUAGCACUAUACUUUAACCAACCUGUUAGCCUGCCGAAAAAAUCAGGAAUACGUAUUGUUAUUAAUUUAUGGUUGGUUUAUGCUCUUUUAAUGAAUGCUUUUUACAAUUGUAAUUUUGUAAGCGCGUUAAUUAAGAUGAGGCCUAAAUUUUACUGGAAACUUUUGAGGAACUGAGCAAUUCUGGUCGAAAGUUGGGAGGUCCCGACAUUGUCAAAGAAUGGUUACAUGAUUCAGAUGAUUCUACCAUGAUCAAUUUAUACGAACGCUACGAGAUAAUAAACCCUGACAAUAUUUCAUACGCUUAGUAUGAAUUAAAAAUGACAGUAGCAGUAACUGACUAUGCCAUACUAAAAACUAAUAUGUCAAACUUUUAUAUUUUAAAAGAAAAAAUUGUGUCUUAUCCUCUUUUGUACUAUGCACCAAAAGGCCAUCCUUAUUUAAAACAUAUGUCACAAUUCAUGGAGAGAAUUAGAGCGGGAGAUAUACCGAUUAAUGAUUGUUCACUUAAAAAACAAGCUUUUAAAAACAAUAAAUUUAAUGCGAUAAAAAUGGAGCAUUUACGGAUUA
Nasonia vitripennis (jewel wasp) is the source of this 1096-nucleotide messenger RNA. RefSeq lists its product as uncharacterized. Lineage: Eukaryota; Metazoa; Arthropoda; Insecta; Hymenoptera; Pteromalidae. The coding region runs from base 35 to 703 and encodes 222 amino acids. The transcript is spliced from 3 exons. The record is from RefSeq and is a predicted model, not a curated record.